Molecule: messenger RNA, 1968 nt
Organism: Dichomitus squalens LYAD-421 SS1
Lineage: Eukaryota; Fungi; Basidiomycota; Agaricomycetes; Polyporales; Polyporaceae
Exons: 6
Coding region: 9-779 (256 amino acids)
Source: RefSeq, a predicted model, not a curated record
CGACUUGCAUGUUCCCUAGGAUCUCUCGGCGGUCGACUGUUUCCCUCGCCGCCUAUCUCCUGAUCGUCCUUCUCGUCGCCUUCUUCGUUGCCAUCUCCUGUGUAUUCCUCCUCUCGCAGGCUGCACGCACCGCGCCGAACAGGGGGUUCGUCCAGAACUUCAAUGCGGUCGUCAUCGGAGCGGCCUAUGUCAUUCUGCUAGUAGCGUCGUUGGCGCUUUGCUUGAAGCGGAGGAUCGCGGUGCACAGGAGGUUGUCUCGAAUCUCGAAGACGUUCCAUACACUCGGAAAGAACGACGUCCCGAACAGUGUGUACCAGUAUAUUCAGCAGGAGUAUACCCGCGCAUGCCUCAUCGCGUACGAGUCGCGUCCGAAGGAUGGUUUCCAGGAGGGUUGGGGAACGCCAGGCACUAGCCUCCAGUCUAUCCCUUUCCGAGCGUCCCUCCUUGACACUGUUCGUCAAAUUGACAAGCUUGCACACGAUGUCAUUCCGCGCCAUCCACCCUUGCGCCCUCAUGCGCGAAUGUUACAUCACUUCCGGUUCAUCCUCCCGCUCCUGAGCAAGGAUGAGGAUGGCUUGACCCCGCUGCACUACUACGAUUCGGCAAUCCAGCUUGCUCGACAUGCUUCGAGGGAGCCUACUGAGCAGGAAUACAUUGUUGGGAUGAGGGCUGCGAAGGAGAUCCAGGACAUCUUGACUGAGUGCCUUGCAGAGAUGCAGGAGGGGUCAUCGACGGACUUAAGCACUUAUGCAGCAGAGAAGGAUAGCGCUGUCAGCUAACGCCGUAUCGUCACGUCAUAUCAAUGUAUAUUGUAUAAUAUUGAUAUACACGACAGCAGAUGUUACAAGGUUCUAAGGCAAGCAACUCGUACACGUCCUGUAAUCUCCGCGUCUACUCAGUGAAGCCCGUUCUGGUAGACCUUCUUGAAGCUGGGGCGCUCUGCCCAAGCUUGCCAGUAAGCGACGACUUUCGCAGGGACCGGCUCCUUGGUCUCCCUCUCGAGUGCUUCAUAGCCGUCCUUGUCGUUCUUUCCCCCGGUGAGGAACGCGAUGCGCGCUAGCCACGCAGCCAAGUGGAAGUCGUCUUCCCCUGGGGUUUCGCCGCCGAGGAAUCCGGACUCGGGGAGGACAGCAGGGAGGUCGACGAGGAUGAAGUUUGCAAGCGUCUGCCAGUGAGCAACGGACUGCUUGAAGAAGCCCUGCUUCACGUCUUCGGGAACUUCACCCUUGUAGAUGGCAAGAAUGCCACCGUUUGCGGCCCUCUUGGCAUCAUAGAAUGCCUUGUGUUCGGCCGCCUCGGGGAGGUCAGCGUGCUUCUCGAGCGUGUUCUGGCCUGUCAAAUCAAACAUGGACGUUAGGAAUCGGUCGGUGGUGCAACCGCAUCAGAGAUGGCGCGACUUACGGUUCUGCACGAAUUGGAGAGGGAAGCCUCCAGCGGCUGCCUUCAGCUCUUCCUCGUUGCGCUACAAGGCAGAGCGUUAUCGAUGAGUAUGAUCCGUGCAAGGCCGGCGACGCGGCUGCGGUGUGGUACUCACCGAGAGCAGGAGGGGCGCGUUCGGGUCGUAUUUUUCCUCGUGGAUCUUGUCUAUGAACGUCGUGCCUUUGGCGACCUUCUUGGGCGCGUUCGCCACCAAGUACGACACCACCUCCUUGGUAGACGUGUACGUCUUGCCGUCCGCGGCGAGCGUGGGGAGAGUGGCGUGAGGGUUCUAUGGGGUCCGAGAUGGUCAGACUCGGGCAUGCACGGUCGACGUGAGAUGAAAGAUAUCGAGAUGGACUGACGAUCUUUAGGAAUUCAGGGGUGAAGUUGGCGCCCUCUGCGAGGUUGACCACUUUGGUCUCAAUAGCAUCGUCGGGAUAGCCAAGCUCAGCACUGGACGUCCGUUGUUGAGUUCUUUGCUUGUGAAGUAUGCCCUAUCUACUUACAUCGCGAGCUCGGGUGCAGCAGCCCAGACGGACAAGCCGAAGG